Molecule: messenger RNA, 1713 nt
Organism: Spathaspora passalidarum NRRL Y-27907
Lineage: Eukaryota; Fungi; Ascomycota; Pichiomycetes; Serinales; Debaryomycetaceae
Gene: HIS1
Product: ATP phosphoribosyltransferase
Exons: 1
Biological process (GO): L-histidine biosynthetic process
Cellular component (GO): cytoplasm
Molecular function (GO): ATP phosphoribosyltransferase activity; magnesium ion binding
Source: RefSeq, a predicted model, not a curated record
AACCGGAGCUUCUUGUAGGGGCCCUAGCGCUUAGAAAAAAAAAAUUUACGAUUAAUUUUCACCUUUAUCAGCGAGAGCACCCUAUAAAAUACUAAAUCCACUUUAACUAAUAGAAAAACACACAAUGGACUUAGUAAACCACUUACCAGACCGUUUAUUAUUCGCCGUUCCUAAGAAAGGGAGACUAUAUGAAAAAUGUUGUAACUUGUUAGAUGGUGCUGAUGUUAAGUUCAGAAGAUCCAAUAGAUUAGAUAUCGCCCUUUCUACAAACUUGCCCGUGGCCUUGAUCUUUUUACCUGCUGCUGAUAUCCCUAUUUUUGUGGGUGAAGGUAAUUGUGAUUUGGGUAUUACUGGAUUAGACCAAAUCAAAGAAGCAGAAAUGUUUGAUAAUAUCGAAGAUUUAUUGGAUUUACAAUUUGGUUCAUGUAAAUUACAAAUCCAAGUUCCUGCUGCUGGUGAAUACACUAAGCCUGAACAAUUGAUUGGUAAAAAAAUUGUCAGUUCUUUCACCAAAUUGUCCAACAACUAUUUCAGAGAUUUAGAAGGAAAAACUAACGACGAUGCCUUAACUACCAAUAUUAGAUAUGUUGGUGGUUCAGUUGAAGCUUCGUGUGCUCUUGGUGUUGCCGAUGCCAUUGUUGAUUUGGUUGAAUCCGGUGAGACUAUGAAGGCUGCUGGAUUAAAGCCAAUUGAAACUAUUCUUGAAACUUCCGCUCACUUGAUCUCUUCCAAGACUCCAAGAUUCCCAGAAAUUGUCGAAAAGAUUCACCAAAGAUUUGAAGGGGUUUUGACUGCCCAAAAGUAUAUCUUGUGUAACUAUAACGCACCAAAGACUAUUGUGAGCAAAUGUUUACAAAUCACUCCAGGUAGAAGAGCAGCAACUGUUUCUAGUUUAGACAAACACCUCGCUGAUGACGAAGACUGGGUUGCCAUCUCUGCCAUGGUUGAAAGAAAAACCAUUGGUGAUGUUAUGGAUGAAUUAAAGAAAGCUGGUGCAUCCGAUAUACUUGUUCUUGAAAUUGCAAACUGCAGAGUUUAAACAUGUAAAUAUACGGAUAGAUAAUAUAUAAACUACUUAAUCUAACUCUACACUUCUUAUACCAUCCUUAUCAACAACUUUAACAUAAACACCUUUAAAGUCAAUUGGCAUUCUAGUUUCUAAUUCUUUCAAACACAACUUCAACAAUUUCAAUCCAUCAUCGACAACCAUAUCUUUUCUAUAAUGCUUAUCCAAUAAUGAAGUAGUAUAAAAUCCAGCAUACCCGUGGGCACCGUAAGGCAAUUCAACUUGAGUACCUAAAUAAUCAAUCCAGUUCAAAGUAGGUUGAUCCUUCUUGGUGUCAUAUCCAGCAAUUAAACAGUUAACUUGAUAUGGUUUUCUUGAUCUAAUUGAAGUUGCCAAUUGAUUUCUAACAAAUGAGGCAGUAGCCAAAGGUGACAAUUCAAUAUCAUUUUCUCUCAUAGAAUAUAAUUGAAUGUUGGCUUGGACAUAUUCGGCAAAUUGAACAGUAUCACCAGCUUCCCCAGUGUAUGCUAUAAGAUUGUGAGCAUUUAAUUCUCGUGUCUUGUCGUCGGUGUCUUUUAAAAUCGAAAUCCCUCUGGUUGCUGCCUUGGAAGUGGCAAUUAUUGUGGCGUCUUGUACUCUAAUACCUAAAAUGAUAUCCAUGGUAAGCUUAUGUUCUGUAUAUAUGCGAUAGAAGGUUUACAAUUGGU